ACCACACGGCCGCAGCUCGGUAAGCAGCUGUUUUUUGUUUAUCCUUUAUUGUAAAAACUCCAGUCGCAUGGGUCUAACAGGUAUAGGCCUAUUACGCCGUGGGGAUACGUAGGGUGAAUGUGUGCAGCCUACACGAUUUAAGGAGCGCCAUUCUCUCACACACAAACACACCCUGGAGUCUGGGUCGUGUUAUAGGGGCAAAAUGGUCUCGUGGGCCAACUGGCUGUAAAAUGCCUGCGCUGUGGAAGCGGAUUACGUUUUCGGUAGCCUCAUUACUCUGCAUCGCUUCCGUUGCUUUGCUGGUGGUAGCGCUCGCAUCGGAACGGUGGGUUACCGGACGGAUUUUGUGUAAAACUGGCGUAGACCUUGUAAAUGCAUCUAACCCUGAGCUUACGCAGUUCACCGGAGACAUCUAUUACGGGCUCUUCCAGGGCGGGAAGACCCAUAGGUGUGGCCUCGGGAGUCGUCGUUCCAAAAUUUACAUUUUCCCUAACCUGGUGCGGACUUUAAACGGUGGUCUUCAUGUGAUGGUGAUUCUGUUUUUGCUGGUUGCUGUUGGUUUCGCCCUGGUCAGUCUGUCCUUCUGCAUUUACAAUGCCAGGAAGGUUCCUUACCAGAGCAUUAAAGGGCCCCGGGGCCUCUACCUCUGGAACUGCAUUUCUGCCUUCUUUGCGGCAUUAGCUGUGCUGUGCUUCCUGGCUUCCAUGAGGUGCUACAGUCUGACAGAACGUGUGGCCAACUACAAGGAAUCUCUCUUCACCUUCGCUGUCCUAGACGAGGGCCUGGAUUGGUCCUUCUGGCUGGGCAUUGGAAGCAUCGGCACGCACGCUGCCAUCUGUGGCGUGGUUGCCAUGAGCAGGAUCAAGCUGCCCAAACGACAGAACAAGAAACCAGAGGAGCCCACCAUCACUGCCCUCGACCUGCUCUACUGACUAUUUCCUGUCAGGGAUACAAACAGACACACACACUUAAGCAUGUGCAGUACAGGGCUCACACACGAAUGCUGUUGUAGCAUUGUUGUGUCCUUCCAUUAGGAAUUGAUCAACUGGUCUGAUUAACUGUGUGACUGAUUUGAGUAGCGCAUGGUGUAUUCCGGACUUGACACAGUGGACCAUAAGGGGUCAGAGG
Messenger RNA from Osmerus eperlanus (European smelt), 1128 nucleotides. It is a transcript of the gene clrn2, whose product is annotated as clarin 2. Bases 231 to 932 code for a protein of 233 amino acids. The record is from RefSeq and is a predicted model, not a curated record. NCBI's taxonomy places the organism in Eukaryota, Metazoa, Chordata, Actinopteri, Osmeriformes, Osmeridae. The transcript is spliced from 3 exons.